UGAAAUAUGUAACGGCGUAAAAUUUCUACUUUUUGCCAAAGUCCAGCGAACAGUAAAGAUCUGCGAAGUUUUGUUCUGUUUGUUUCACAAAUAAAGUUUUGUUGUUUGAUAUUUAUUUGUAUGCAAGACACAUCGUAAGUAUACAUAGAUAUACGCAUAUACAUAUACUUGUUGGAUACGGUACUGGUUGGCCGUUGGCAAGGUCUUCGGGCGCUUCGAGGACGUAAUCAAAAUAGCACCGUCGCCGAAGUAAAACACAAUAACAAGUCGAGAGAGAUGGCUGCGCGCUCGAUCUUGAAGUAUUUGAAACCGAAGUCCGUUGUGCUCCAGAGUCAUCGUUGCGCUUCUCAGUCAAGUUUCGACAUCCAGCACAAAACUCCCACCAUUAAGAAGGUGAUGCCCAUACCAAAGGCCCAUUACGGUGGAAGACACACAGUCACUCUUCUACCCGGUGCUGGUAUCGGGCCAGAGUUGAUGGGUUAUGUUAAGGAGGUGUUCAAGUUUGCUGGAGUGCCGGUAGACUUUGAGGAUGUGGAAAUUGAUCCUAAUGCGGAUGACAACAUUGACUUGGAUUACGCGAUCACAUCAAUACGUAGAAACGGAGUGGCGUUGAAAGGAAACAUAGAAACUCGCAGCACAGAGGCGGGUGUUAUGUCACGAAACGUCGCUCUGAGAAACGAACUGGAUCUGUAUGUGAAUGUUCUGCACUGUGUGUCUUAUCCAGGAGUGACCUGCCGUCAGAAGAACAUUGACAUUGUAAUCGUGAGACAGAACACCGAAGGCGAGUAUUCUAUGUUGGAACACGAGAGCGUCAAUGGUGUUAUUGAGAGCAUGAAGGUCAUUACCAGUUCCAACUCGGAACGCGUGGCUCGCUUCGCGUUUGAAUACGCGAAGAGAAACGGUCGAAAGAAGGUCACGACGGUUCACAAGGCGAACAUUAUGAAACUGUCCGAUGGACUGUUUCUGGAAACCUCGCGGCAAGUCGCAAAGGAUUAUCCGGACAUUGUUCACAACGACAUGAUUAUCGACAACACCUGCAUGCAACUUGUGUCGAAUCCGCAUCAGUUUGACAUUGUGCUGACCACCAAUCUAUACGGCGCCAUUGUGUCGAACGUGGUGUGCGGACUGCUGGGUGGCGCCGGUCUUCUAGCCGGCAAGAACUACGGCGAUCAUUACACGAUCUUUGAGCCUGGUACUCGCAACACCGGCACCUCCAUCGCCGGCAAGAACAUCGCGAAUCCUAUUGCGAUGCUGAACGCGGCGGUGGAUAUGCUGCGUCAUCUCGGCCACAAGCAUCACGCCGCCAUCAUUCAAACCGCGAUCAACAAAACCCUCAAUCAGGGUGUGCACACUGCCGAUCUCGGUGGCACCGCGACGAGCAGAGAUGUGAUAGACAACAUCCUAAAAAACAUCAAAAUCGCGACCGCUUGAAAAAAAAAAGACUGAAGAUUUUUAUUUUAGCCAAAGUUGCUUGUAGCUGUGGUUCUCAAAGAGCGACGAAUCUUAGAUAAAUAAUAUAUGCGAGAUACCGCGAGAAUCUCUUGUGUGUGAUUUCUAGUAAGAUAUUAUAAUUGUAAUUAUAAUGAAAAAAAAAAAAAAAACGCUACGCUACGCUACACCGUUUCAAUUAAAACGAUAAGGCGCGAUGAUGAGAAAUGUGUGCGGAUUUGAAAAUGAAAAAUUUUUCAAACCAAACUGAUUACGGAAACAUAUUUGAAUAUUUUGAUCUAACUUUCUUAAUCAUAGUCUAAAUUUCCUUCGUAAGAUUCUAGCAAUCUUAAUCGAAAUUUUAUAAAAUAUAUACAAGUGUACAAAAAAAAUAUUACAGAUUUUAUUGUUAGUAGAGAGCAGUUCCUGUAUGAGCAAUUUCACCAAAUAUAAUUCUCAGAGAUCAAGCAGCGAAAUGAACUAUGCCGCAUCUUUAUUUUGUAACUUAUAACAAUUUCGAAAUGGUUACACGACAAAAAAAAAGUGUUACGAGUUACAAAAUAGGAGAAUGUUCGCUCCAAUGGUAGAAAACUUUGUUGAACGCGAGAGAGUGAAAGAACGUUAAAAAAAAAACAAAUUUCUCCACAUUGGAGUGAACACUUCGGUGUAUAGAACAUUUCAGUGAUAAGCAGUGAGAAUAUAAUUCGUAAGAAAUGCGAGAUGUUAUCCCGACAUAAAUAUUUAGAAAUGCGAGAUGUGUUAUAUACCGACAUAAAUAUUUUACAAAAGUCAUAAAUUUAUUAUAAACCGAAACAAAUAUCCGUUUACGUACACGUACCGUAUGUAUUAACAAUUUCAACUAGUUCAAUUGAAAUUCUUACAACAAUGUAACAUUACACUUUAUUCUUAUAAGGUAAUUGUUAUGUUGUGAAAUGUACAUAUUGCGUAAAAUUUACGCUGCUCGUUCAUAAAUAAAAAAAAAAUACAAAUUU
This is a messenger RNA of Pseudomyrmex gracilis, 2420 nucleotides long. RefSeq names its product isocitrate dehydrogenase [NAD] subunit gamma, mitochondrial (gene Idh3g). Gene Ontology annotation, cellular component: mitochondrion. Bases 277 to 1431 code for a protein of 384 amino acids. The record is from RefSeq and is a predicted model, not a curated record. Gene Ontology annotation, biological process: tricarboxylic acid cycle; isocitrate metabolic process. Lineage: Eukaryota; Metazoa; Arthropoda; Insecta; Hymenoptera; Formicidae. The transcript is spliced from 3 exons.